This is a messenger RNA of Mirounga angustirostris (Northern elephant seal), 849 nucleotides long. RefSeq names its product ral guanine nucleotide dissociation stimulator-like. NCBI's taxonomy places the organism in Eukaryota, Metazoa, Chordata, Mammalia, Carnivora, Phocidae. The record is from RefSeq and is a predicted model, not a curated record. The transcript has 4 exons. Gene Ontology annotation, molecular function: guanyl-nucleotide exchange factor activity. Gene Ontology annotation, biological process: positive regulation of GTPase activity; Ras protein signal transduction. Gene Ontology annotation, cellular component: plasma membrane. The coding region runs from base 248 to 523 and encodes 91 amino acids.
GAUUUGGGGGUAGGGAGGGGCCUGGGACCACACACCCUGUGAUUGGCCAAAGUCAGGUCCUGGGAAGUGAUUAGGAGUCUGGUGGUCUUGGAGGGUGAGGAGAGGGGGAAUUGGGAGGAGGCUGCUGAGGGACAUAGUCUGCUCCAUGUGGGAACCCUGGGGUGGGCCAGGAGGCUGAGGGUGAGGAGUUUUCUGUGAAAGGCUGUGGGGGCUCCUGAGAGCAGGGCCUCAUCCCACCCCUACCACAAUGGCACAGGGUGUUGUCCCCUACCUUCGAACAUUUCUCAGUGAACUGCUGAUGAUGCACCUGACCAUGGAGGAUUAUCUGGAGGGGGGAGAGAUCAAUCUCAGGAAAAGGAAUGCGGAAUAUGAAAUAAUGAGGGAGAUCCUGCUGCUCCAGGUGGCCGCAGAUAAUUACAACCUCAACCCCAACGAGCAAUUUGGGGCCUGGUUCCGAGACCUGGAGAGGCUCAGUGAGAAUGAGAGCUACAUCCUGUCCUGCCAGCUGGAGCCCCGAUCCUAGUCAGCCAGCAGAACUGGGAAGGCCCAGAAGAGCCAGCCAUCGUCAAGCUCAGGGGCGAGUGAGUGUCCGGGCUGGCAGUGCCACCUCUCCCUCAGCUGUGGGGACACAGCUGGGAUGCUUGGGGGUUCCAGGACCCCUGCUCUGAGGGGAAGGAGACCAUUGGGAGGCUCUUCCUGUGGUCCCCUGAAGGCCAGGGGAAGAGACAAUGAUCCCACCCAUCCCCCUGCCUUCUCUUCUCCAAGGCCCAUACAUAGUCAUUUGGAGGGGUGAUACUUAGUAAAUGCCAGAUUUAAAUAUUAUUAUAUUAAAGUCCUGUUGCUUUGAAA